Aspergillus homomorphus CBS 101889 is the source of this 2142-nucleotide messenger RNA. Its product is annotated as glycogen [starch] synthase. The coding region runs from base 1 to 2142 and encodes 713 amino acids. Gene Ontology annotation, cellular component: cytoplasm. The transcript has 4 exons. Lineage: Eukaryota; Fungi; Ascomycota; Eurotiomycetes; Eurotiales; Aspergillaceae. Gene Ontology annotation, biological process: glycogen biosynthetic process. Gene Ontology annotation, molecular function: alpha-1,4-glucan glucosyltransferase (UDP-glucose donor) activity. The record is from RefSeq and is a predicted model, not a curated record.
AUGGCAAGCGAAGAGAAUGGUCAAGAUCCUCCCAAGCGAGAUGUUCGCAACCACUUGCUUUUUGAGAUUGCAACAGAAGUCGCCAACCGCGUGGGAGGUAUCUACUCCGUCCUCAAGUCCAAAGCUCCAGUGACCACGGCCGAGUAUGGUGAACGAUACACACUGAUCGGCCCGCUCAACCGCGCGUCCGCAGCGGUCGAAGUCGAGGAGCUGACGCCCUCCAACCCUCGACUGGUCGAAACGAUCCAGUCCAUGAAGGAACGUGGCAUCGAGAUUGUCUAUGGUCGCUGGCUGAUUGAAGGCGCUCCCCGUGUGCUGCUGAUUGACACAUCGACCGGAUACAAGUACUUGGACGAGUGGAAAGGCGACCUGUGGAAUACCGCCGGUAUUCCUUCUCCCGCGGGAGACACCGAGACAAAUGAGACCAUUGUCUUCGGCUACUUGGUGGCAUGGUUCCUGGGUGAAUUCAUUGCGCACGAGCGUCGCAAAGCAGUCGUGGCGCAUUUCCAUGAAUGGCUCGCUGGAGUUGCCCUCCCCUUGACCAAGCGGCGCCAUAUGGAUUUAACCACGAUCUUCACCACCCACGCCACAUUGCUCGGUCGCUACCUAUGUGCGGGGUCGGUCGACUUCUACAACAACCUGCAGCACUUUGACGUCGAUGCAGAGGCUGGUAAGCGCGGCAUCUACCACCGAUACUGUAUCGAGCGAGCUGCUGCACAUACGGCCGAUGUCUUCACGACCGUCUCCCACAUCACCGCCUUUGAGAGUGAGCACUUAUUGAAGCGGAAGCCCGAUGGUGUGCUACCGAACGGACUGAAUGUGAAGAAGUUCUCCGCGGUCCACGAGUUCCAGAACCUGCACUCGCAAUCCAAGGAGAAGAUCAACGACUUUGUUCGUGGACAUUUCUACGGCCACAACGACUUCGACCUCGACAACACGCUGUAUGUAUUCACCGCCGGUCGCUAUGAAUUCCGCAACAAAGGUGUGGACAUGUUCAUCGAGGGUCUCGCACGACUCAACCACCGUCUCAAGGCCAGCGGGUCGAAGACAACGGUCGUCGCAUUUAUCAUCAUGCCUGCCCAGACCUCCUCACUCACCGUGGAGUCGCUGAAAGGCCAAGCCGUCGUGAAGUCGCUUCGGGAGACAAUUCACAACAUCGAACAGGGCAUCGGGAAGCGGAUGUAUGAGCGCUCCCUGGCAUGGAAGGAGGGCGACAACAUGCCGGACGAGAAGGACUUGAUUACGAGUCAAGAUCGCGUUCUCCUGCGCCGGCGGCUGUUCGCCAUGAAACGCCACGGACUUCCCCCGAUUGUUACCCACAACAUGGUCAACGACCAUGAAGAUCCGAUUCUGAACCAGAUCCGUCGGGUGCAAAUGUUCAACCACUCGUCGGACCGGGUCAAAGUCGUCUUCCAUCCCGAGUUCCUGAACUCCUCCAACCCGGUGCUCCCGCUUGACUAUGAUGACUUCGUGCGCGGGACCCAUCUCGGAGUCUUCCCCUCCUACUAUGAGCCCUGGGGAUACACUCCCGCCGAAUGUACGGUGAUGGGUGUGCCCAGCAUUACCACGAACCUUUCUGGUUUCGGUUGCUACAUGGAGGAAUUGAUCGAAAACUCGUCUGACUACGGUAUCUAUAUUGUGGACCGCCGAAUGAAGGGGGUGGAUGACUCGGUGAACCAGCUCACGGACUUUAUGUUCAACUUUACGCAGAAGAGCCGGCGGCAACGCAUCAACCAGAGAAACCGGACUGAGAGACUGAGCGAUCUGUUGGAUUGGAAGCGCAUGGGUCUGGAAUAUGUCAAGGCCCGACAGCUUGCUUUGCGGAGAGCCUACCCCUCGUCAUUUGGAACCGGUGACGAUGUCUACGAUAUCAUUGGCGGCACAGAACAAAAGAUCUCGCGCCCUCUCUCGGUUCCUGGCUCUCCCCGAGACCGUUCGGGCAUGAUGACUCCGGGAGACUUUGCUUCCAUCCAGGAAGUCAAGGAGGGCCUCAGCACGGAGGACUAUGUCGCCUGGCGACUCCCAACCAGCGAAGAAGAAGAGCCGGAUGACCAUUACUUCCCUCUCACUCUCCGCACGAAGAAAUCCACCGAUCGGCCUGCUUCCCCGCUCGACCGGCUGUCGCUGAACGGUGAUUCAUGA